GCUGCGCGGGGCAGUGGCGGCGGAGGCGGCGGGUGUGCGACCGGCUUGGGUAGUUGGGGAGCGAGCUGAGGGGUGGGGAGGGAAGUUCCAACGUGAGAACAUGUGUUGGAGGAGACAAGGGGCCCGGGAGAAGCGGACGGAGGUGGAGCCUGAGCGCCCCGACAGCACCUGGGCGACACAGAGGCUCGAAACUGGAAGAAAUGGGAGCCACGAAGAGAAGCUCGGAGAAGCUGAGGGACCGAGAGACGGGGAGGCGGAGAGAGGACGGAAGCCGCAAACUGGGGCCAUGGGGGGCAAGGAGAGCUGAUGGGGGCCCCCCAGAGGCUGCAGAGAAAUGUGGUCGCACUGUGAACUUGGGGAGGUGGGAAACUAGCGAACAGAAAGAGACUGAGGAAGAGGGCGGUUCAAACGGAGGAACAAAACACUCGUUGACCUUAAAGGUUAUUUUUACCAGCCAAAAUGGGUUUACUUGGGGAUAACUGCGAGUUGCAAUUUGGGACAAACCAGCUACAGCAAAAACCAUUGGCUAGUCCCACCAAAGAGAAGAUAAUUAUAUGGAGAAGGAGGAAGUUGGGAGGGGUUGUUUUGAAUGGAAAGUAGGUUGGAGAAGAGCAAGAGUUCAGGGUGUUGAUGGUUUCUCAUUGGCUGAGUUGCUGGGGUGGUCGCUUUCUUGUGGGAGAUGCAGCUGUACCUCCUUCCCUGUUGGCACCUGUAAUUGAUGAUUCUUUCCUGUCGGCAAUUCUGUUGGAGCCUAUAAUUGACAGUUCUUCCAGUACUAACCUCAGGUGGUACCGCAGGAGAGCUUCCCCCAUCCUUCUGGCCUCCCAGCUCCAUCUUAGAUUUCUCUUCAUUAGUGGAAGAGACUGAUAGGUACAGAGAGAUGGAGGCAGUGAAUAGGGAGAACCUGGCAAAAGCUCAUGCAGGGACUGAGAAAGGGGAAGAGCCGCCAAGGGAAAGAGACUUGGAGAGAAAGCCGGAGGUGGGAAGUGAGUGAGACGGAUGGGAACUGGAUUAGGGCAGACCAGUGAAGAGAGCCAUCCAGAGUGUGGAGAAAAUGGGGCUCGAUGGAGAGAGGGUGCAUUUGGUAAACUUGGAGAGCAAAGAGAACUGAAAAGACAGUGUCAAGCUUAAAAGCCAGACCACAGAGAAUCACACUGAGAAGAUGAAGAGGAAUAAAUGGGCGCCUGACUCCCUAGAUUUGAAUUCCUUGUCUCAUUGUGUACUUAACCUGUCGUUGGCUCAGUACAACAGGGAGUGAUAAUAGCACCUUUUUUUUUUUUAAGAUUUAUUUUAAAGAAGCGGGGAGGGGCAGAGGGAGAGAGAGUCCAGCGAUGUGUGGAGCUUGAUGACCCUGAGAUCAUGACCUGAGUUGAAACCAAGAGACACUUAACCGGCUGUACCACCCAAGUGCCCCAAGUAGCACCUUUUUAACAUGAGGAAAGUGUAGCUGUGUAUAUGUAUGUAGCUGGCCCUAGAAAUAUACAUAGGUGAUUUAGAAUAGUACCUGAUAAGUGAGGAGCGCUGUUAGCUAGUAAAGCGUCAGAACUGGGAGACAAAAGGUUAGGUGGGGAAACGCAGGUGAAUAGUCAUGAUGGAGGGAAAGGCAGUAACAGAGACUGGGAAUUGGAGAGAGACAAAAAUGGAGCGUCAGGGAAAAAAAAAACACAAACGACUGAACAAGCAAAUGAGAAAGUCAGUCGGAGAACCGGCGAGGAAUGGAAAGGGUCAAAUGGAGAGGGCUGGUUAGAGAGAAUAUCAGACCUGAAGGUAAGAGAAACGACGAGAGACAGGACCAGACUAUGAGAGGGAAGAGGGCUGAGCAUGGUGAGCUGAACAAAACAGGCUGAGAUACGAUGGACAGCCAGAGAGGGGAGAGCUCGGGAAGCAGGGAAACACCCUGUAAGCCACCACCAAGAGACCCAGAGAUGGUCAGACACUGUGACAGAGAACCGAGGGGACCCAGGAAAUCUACAAGGUUGGGACUCGAGAGCCAUGGUACUCAGUCGGGCCCACGGGCGCAUAGGCGGCUUGCAGCUGGGAGGAAAGCUCUUCAUUUCAUUCCCGAUCUUUUUCUUGGGAUCCUGGGCUCGGUAUCCAUAGCCCACUGAGGCCUUUUCCUCUUACUGCCUCCCCUCCAGCAGGAGUUCCCUAUGAAGCCACUCUAGCAUCACCUAACCCAGGUGUUUACCGGAAAAUGUGCUCCCGUGGGCAACCACUCCGCCAGCUCACAGUUCCUCAGUGGCCGUCCUGGUGCGUCCUUCAUUGUGCCCACGUGCAGGCUUUUCUCUAGGAUGGGUUUCUAGGAAAGACUCGCGGGUUCAAGAGCUACUACAGACAGCUGCGGGUUGGCAUUCUGGACCUGAAAACCCAGGAUGGACUGGUGUCUGUCCCCGAGAUUACUGCCGGAGUUGUGAGGAGCCCUGGGUGUCACCAGCUUGAGCCAGGUUCCUGGGCACUUGCUCUGUCAUUGCCUGUGGUCGUCCUGGACCGUCAACGAGGAGGGAGAUUGUCUCUGAAGAGAGAGCGGUUCCUUAUUCCAGACACCGGCUUCUUACUGUGACUCGGAGAUAGCACUGAUAGCAUGCCUCCUCCCAGAACGAAGAAGGGCGGGGAUCCCCGAGGCCGACACUGGGAUCCCGGUGAGGAGGAGGCCCCCGAGAAAUGGGACUGGAAUUGUCCAGAGACACGUCGCCUCUUCGAGAAUGCCUUUUUCCGCGAUGAGGAUUAUAUACGCCAGGGUUCUGAGGAGUGCCAGAAGUUCUGGGCCUUCUUUGAACGCUUGCAGAGAUUCCAGAGUCUCAAGGCCACCAGCAAGCGGGAGAAAGACCCCGGGUGUCCCAAGCACAGCGUCCCAGCAUUGGCUGACCUGCCUCGCACUUACGACCCACGCUACCGCAUCAACCUCUCGGUCCUGGGCCCCGACACCCGGGGCUCCCGGGGGCUGGGCAGGCAGCCCCCAGAGAGAGUCGCCGAGUUCCGCCGAGCCCUGCUGCACUACCUGGACUUUGGCCAGAAGCAGGCGUUCGGGCGGUUGGCCAAACUGCAGCAGGAGCGGGCAGCACUUCCCAUCGCCCAAUACGGGAACCGCAUCCUGCAGACGCUGAAGGGGCACCAGGUGGUGGUGGUGGCUGGGGACACGGGCUGUGGCAAGUCCACUCAGGUGCCCCAGUACCUGCUGGCCGCCGGCUUCAGUCACGUGGCAUGCACCCAGCCCCGGCGGAUCGCCUGCAUCUCCCUGGCCAAGCGUGUCAGCUUCGAGAGCCUCAGUCAGUAUGGCUCCCAGGUUGGCUACCAGAUCCGCUUUGAGAGCACGCGGACGGCGGCCACCAAGAUCGUGUUCCUGACGGUGGGGCUGCUCCUGAGGCAGAUCCAGCGGGAGCCCAGCCUGCCCCAGUACCAGGUCCUGAUAGUGGACGAAGUCCACGAACGUCACCUCCACAACGAUUUCCUCCUGGGCGUCCUCCGGCGCCUGCUGCCCAAGCGGCCGGACCUCAAGGUCGUCCUCAUGUCGGCCACCAUCAACAUCUCGCUCUUCUCCAGCUACUUCGGUGGUGCCCCCGUGGUGCAGGUGCCCGGGAGGCUGUUCCCCAUCACGGUGGUGUACCAGCCGCAGGAGGCGGAGCCAGCAGCGUCCAAGUCCGAGAAGCUGGACCCUCGGCCUUUCCUCAGGGUGCUGGAGGCCAUUGACAGCAAGUACCCCCCCGAGGAGCGGGGUGACCUCCUCGUCUUCCUCAGUGGCAUGGCAGAGAUCAGCUCGGUCCUCGAGGCCGCCCAGACCUACGCCGGCCGCACCCAGCGCUGGGUGGUGCUGCCGCUGCACAGCACCCUCUCCGUGGCCGACCAGGACAAGGUAUUUGACGUGGCCCCCCCUGGAGUUCGGAAAUGCAUCCUCUCCACCAACAUCGCCGAGACCUCUGUCACCAUUGAUGGGAUCCGCUUUGUAGUCGAUUCUGGGAAGGUGAAGGAGAUGGGCUAUGACCCACAGGCCAAGCUGCACCGGCUGCAGGAGUUCUGGAUCAGUCAGGCCAGUGCCGAGCAGCGCAAGGGCCGGGCCGGCCGCACGGGCCCUGGGGUCUGCUUCCGCCUCUACGCCGAGUCCGACUAUGACGCCUUCGCCCCCUACCCCGUGCCGGAGAUUCGGAGGGUAGCGCUCGACGCGCUGGUGCUGCAGAUGAAGAGCAUGAACGUGGGGGACCCACGAACCUUCCCUUUCAUCGAGCCCCCGCCACCAGCCAGCCUGGAAACAGCCAUCCUCUACCUCCGGGACCAGGGGGCCCUGGACAGCUCCGAGGCCCUCACCCCCAUUGGGUCCCUACUGGCCCAGCUGCCGGUGGAUGUUGUGAUUGGGAAGAUGCUGAUCCUGGGCUCCAUGUUCCACCUGGCGGAGCCCGUGCUCACCAUCGCGGCUGCCCUCAGCGUCCAGUCGCCCUUCACCCGCAGUGCCCAGAGCCACCCGGAGUGUGCAGCGGCACGGCGUCCCCUGGAGAGUGACCAGGGGGACCCCUUCACACUCUUCAACGUCUUCAACGCCUGGGUGCAGGUGAAAUCUGAACGGAGGAGAAACUCACGCAAGUGGUGCCGCCACCGGGGUAUAGAGGAGCACCGGCUGUACGAGAUGGCCAACCUGCGGCGCCAGUUCAAGGAGCUGUUGGAGGACCAUGGGCUGCUGGCCCGGGCGCAGGCCGCGACGCCAGGCGACAGCUACCAUCGGCUGCAGCAGCGCAGGGAACGCAGGGCGCUGUACCACCUGAAGCGGCAGCACGAGGCGGGCGGGGGGCGCCGGCGCAAGGUGCUGCGGCUGCAGGGGGGCCUGGACGGCGGCUCCAGCGACGAAGACCAGGGACCUGGCGAUGGUGUGGACAUCCAGGACGUGAAGUUUCAGCUGCGGCACAGCCUGGAUCAGCUGCAGGCGGCCACCAGCUCAGCCCAGGACCUGACGCAGGACCAGAUGGCCCUGCUCAAGCUGGUGCUGGGCCGGGGCCUCUACCCGCAGCUCGCCGUCCCGGAUCCGUUCAACAGCAGCCGCAAGGACUCGGACCAGGUUUUCCACACGCGGUCCCAGCAGGGCACCGUGCUGCACCCCACCUGCAUCUUUGCCAACAGCCCCGAGGUACUGCACACGCAGGAGCGGGAGGCCAGGGGCGGCGAAGCAAGCCGAGAUGACAAGGACAAGAUGAGCAGCAAGCACCAGCUCCUCACCUUCGUCUCCCUGCUGGAGACCAACAAACCCUACCUGGUGAACUGCGUCCGCAUCCCCGCUCUGCAGUCCCUCCUGCUCUUCAGCCGGUCCCUGGACACCAACGGGGACUGCUCGCGCCUGGUGGCCGACAGCUGGCUGGAGCUCCAGCUUGCGGAGAGUGAGUGCGCUGUCCGCCUUCUGGCAGCUUCCGUGCGGCUCCGGGCCCACUGGGAAAGCGCCCUGGACCGGCAGCUGGCCCGUCAGGCCCAGCGGCGGUGGCCAGAGAUGGGUCAGGAGGCGACGGCAGCUCCAGUGGACUGCAAGGAGGCAGCAGACCUGAGCAGGGACCUGCUACAGUUCGCAGCGUCCGAGGUUCCCUACCGCCUCCGGCGGCUCACAGGGCUGGAAGUCCAGAACCUAUAUGUGGGACCCCAGACCAUCACCACUGCCCCCAGUCUCCCCGGCCUCUUUGGCAGUUCUCCCCUCUCCCCCCACCCCACUAAAGGGGGCUACGCAGUCACUGACUUCCUCACCUACAACUGCCUCGCGAACGACAUGGACCUGUACAGCGACUGUCUCCGCACCUUCUGGACCUGCCCCCACUGUGGCCUGCACCUGCCCCUGACCCCCUUGGAGCGCAUCGCCCACGAGAACACGUGCCCCGAGGCCCCGCAGGACGGCCCCCCAGGGGCUGAGGAAGCCACCCCCGAGCCCCUCCAGAAGGCGUCUGGCCUGCAGAGGCCUUACCACUGCGAGGCCUGCCAGAAGGACUUUCUAUUCACGCCCACGGAGGUGCUGCGGCACCGGAGGCAGCACCUGUGAGCCGGGCCGGGGAGCCCUGUGUGUCACCUCACCUGUCGCCCCCGCCUGUCAUCCCUGCCCAGCAUCAGGGCCGGGCCCAGGACUCCCGCCCGAACCUGCAGCCUGGGCCCAGCUCGGCAAGGAGGGAGUAUGAGUAUGUGAAUAAAGUCCCUUACACGGACUCUGCCCUCGGAGCCUGCCGCCGCCCCACGCUGGCCCUCCCGUCCUGCUUGCUGCCCCGUGUCAUCCGGGGCACUGCGGGGCAGAUGGGGGCAGGGGGGGCCCAGCAGGGACUUCAGAUCCCAGGCAGAGGACCCUUCUCCCCCCCGCUCCCCUCCGCUGCUCUCUCCCGAGUCUGUCCUCGCGGGCCCUGCUUUUCCUCAGACUAGGGAGACCUGCGUUGUCCCUCCGCAUGAGUCGCUUCGAGAACUGGGGGGUGGGGGGUACCUUGUCGGUGGGGGCCCCCAUCUGACACGGUCCCCCGGGGCCGUUCCUGCUGCCGGGUCCUUGGCAGUUCUCACUUGUCCCCUCCGACCCCCAGCCCGACCCUGCCGCACACAUGAGAACCACAGGGAAACCCCGUGAACCCUGGAUGCUGGCAAAUCCCACGGCUCCAUUGAAAGAGAAUAGCGAAAGAUGCAGGUUCCCAAAGCUGGCUCCAGAAGAGAAAGAACUAUGACGUCAGCAUUGCACUAAGGCCCAGACGAAGAGCCCACUACAGUAUUCAGUAUGAACACAGACACAAAGCCCUCACCAAAAGUUUAGCCAGGCCUAUUCCGCGGUCAGUAAAAAGGGCAGUAAGUCCCAUCAUGGCCAAGUGGGGUUUGUUCUAGGAACCGCGUUGGUUUAACGUUUGAAGACCAGUGGGAUUCACCAUAUUAAAAACAAAGCACAUCAGAAAAAUUUCAACAUCCUGGGGCCUCGGGUAAACCCCUCGACCUCUCUGCUUUACCGUUUUUCUGACCAAACACAGCCCCACUGUCUAUUUUCAAAUUUAAAUCUUGGAAAGCCCUCAUAUUUUUUCCCCGAGUCUGAGAGCAAUGCGUGGUUGUGUGGGGGCAGGGAUCAGAGCCUAAAUAGAAGCCACGGCAGGGGUUUUCACCAGGAAGGGGGUUAAUACGGGGAUGGGGGGCUGACGACAGCCCGGGAGGCUGGAGCGGCGGGCUCCGGGCCCGGCCCUCGGGAGCGACCCGCAGGACGACAGCACAGAACCCUCGGAGGCCGCCGCCGGGACCGCUGAGUGCAAGAACGCCCGGCCCCGGCCGUGACCCUGGGGUGUCUGCUGCAGCACCCCCCCCCCCCGUCUCUGGAGGGGUCCGCCUGCCGGAACCUGCUCCGCGGCCAGAGUCCGGCUGCGGGGGCGCCGUCUCCAGCCUCCGCCGCCAGAGGUGAGGGGGGUCAGCCGGGCCCACCCGGGGUCCCCCUGCCGUGAGCAACGCGGGCGGAAACGGAGAAGGUGCAGAAAUGCGAUGGAAGGAGCAAGAAUCUACCGCGAUCCGCCUUCCCGGGCGCAGCCGCCAGCGCCUUUCUCUGCGCAUGCGUUUCCAGACUUGUACGCACUGGUCAAGGUCGUGUGGCGCCCUUGGCCGGUUGAACAGUUCUCCGAGACAGAUCCUAAGGGUUUCCCCAGCUCACUACACAUUCGUCCGAAAGCGGACUCUUUACAAAUGGCGGUGAAAUGGCCCAAGUGGAGACGCCCCACGUGUAAAUACCCGCGUCCUGCUCUUGCGUCUUUGGAGC
Zalophus californianus (California sea lion) is the source of this 7720-nucleotide messenger RNA. RefSeq names its product DExH-box helicase 34 (gene DHX34). Gene Ontology annotation, molecular function: RNA binding; ATP binding. The record is from RefSeq and is a predicted model, not a curated record. The coding region runs from base 2582 to 6001 and encodes 1139 amino acids. Lineage: Eukaryota; Metazoa; Chordata; Mammalia; Carnivora; Otariidae. The transcript has 18 exons. Gene Ontology annotation, biological process: nuclear-transcribed mRNA catabolic process, nonsense-mediated decay. Gene Ontology annotation, cellular component: intracellular anatomical structure.